This is a messenger RNA of Penicillium brevicompactum, 1770 nucleotides long. Its product is annotated as GTP-binding protein Obg. Gene Ontology annotation, cellular component: mitochondrion. Lineage: Eukaryota; Fungi; Ascomycota; Eurotiomycetes; Eurotiales; Aspergillaceae. The record is from RefSeq and is a predicted model, not a curated record. Bases 1 to 1770 code for a protein of 589 amino acids. Gene Ontology annotation, molecular function: GTP binding; GTPase activity. The transcript has a single exon.
AUGGCGCACCCACGAGCCUGUUUUUCCCUUCCAACACGAUCAUUUCUCUCAAGACGAGCGCGUUGCAAUAUAACGCUCCUACAAUCUGUGCGCACACCAUGUCUUGCAAGAUACAGAUUCUUGAGCACCGGCACCGGUGCCAAUCCCGCGCCGCCCAAUGAUAUUGCUACCCCAGAGGAGUCGUCACCGGACCUGUCGCAUUUGGACCCCCCUCCAGAGGACUAUUCACGAUUCAUUUUCCAAGAUAAAUGUCGGGUCACAAUGCAUGCCGGAUCUGGUGGACACGGCUGUGUCGCAUAUCUGCGCGAGAAAUAUGUCGAGGAGGGACCACCAUGCGGUGGCGAUGGCGGCAGCGGAGGAGGCAUCUACAUCCAGACUGUGGAGGGAUUGACCAGUCUCCACAAAUUGGCUCGCAGAGGCAUUGUCCGAGCUAGUCGCGGUCGAAAUGGACAGGGAAAAAGCAAGGGCGGAAAACGAGGCGAUGAUGUGCUUCUUCAAGUUCCCGUUGGCACCGUGGUGCGAGAAGUGAGCCGCUACGACCCGGUUGAUGAGGCUUGGGCUCGCAUCAGGGAAGAGGAGAUGGAAACUAUAAAUUCUAAAGAGGAGAAAGAAGUGUGGGGUGACCCCGAUACCCCUGAAGCUGAAGCUGAGAAUGAGAAUGAGCAUGACGGCCUCCAAGAAUCAGAGGAGCCGGAAUUCAACUCCAUUCGACACGACCGCUGGGUGCUGCACCCGUCAGCAAAGCCGUCCGAUUUCCUCAUGGUGGAAUUCCCGAAGUCAUACCCGCGUCGGCAAAAUAUCGCAGCUAUGGAGCCCAAGGCGCCCAUUUGGCUCGAUCUUUCAAAACCCAUGGACAAACCUAUGCUUCUAGCUGCCGGUGGUGCCGGUGGACUAGGAAAUCCACACUUCUCUACAAGGUCUAUGGGACGACCUAAAUUUGCCGGGAAAGGAGAAGGGGGCAUGAUGCUUGAGCUUGACUUUGAGCUCAAGAUUCUGGCGGAUGUCGGACUCGUUGGCAAGCCCAACGCGGGCAAAAGUACGCUCCUCCGCUCCUUGACCAAUAGCCGAACACGCAUUGGGAACUGGGAGUUUACGACUCUCUCUCCACACAUUGGCACGGUGAUCACCGAUGACAUGAAGGGUCGUCCACUCGUGGCGUCGAAGCACCGCCGCACCCACUUCACCAUCGCGGACAUUCCUGGUCUGGUAGAAAAUGCCCACCUGGACCGGGGGCUAGGACUUGGGUUCCUUCGACACAUUGACCGAGCCGGAAUCUUGGCCUUUGUCGUUGACCUCAGCGUUGGCGAUCCCGUAGAAGAGUUGCAGAAGCUAUGGCACGAACUCGGAGAGUACGAGCGAGUCCGCGAUGCGAAUCCCGACGAAGGCCCCGAUGACGAAAAUAAGAUUGUCGAAUGGAACCCCUUCACAGAGGAAAACGAGUCGGACGAACGCCCGUGGAAGGCGGACGGUGAUGAGCCCGCCAGACUGGCACCUAAUGCAAGCCCCGACGGGACCUUGCCCCCUUUGGCUAUGCCCCCCGUGCAUACGAAGCCUUGGUUCGUUGUGGCUACCAAGGCAGACUUGGAGAACACACAAGAGCAAUACCGCGCCCUCCAGCGGUAUCUGUCUCGUGUCCAGGAUGGGUCAAUCGAGCACCCCUCCGGUCAUGCCAAAGCAUGGACGGAGAAAGUGUGCGCUGUCCCCGUCAGUGCCAAAAAGGGUGAAGGUGUAUCUCGGAUUCCCCAGUUGGUGAUGGAUCUUCUGGAGUGA